UAGAUACCAACGCUUCCGAUCUAGAUCCUCCCCUGACUAUUUAGAAGGCAUGAAAUGAGAACGAAACUAAGUUGACGAGCGGAUUAGGAUCAACAGGGUUCUGUUUGACCAUCGUCUGGGGUUCGGACGUGGUUCCACGUGCCAUUGGCGAUGCUGUAUGUCACGUUUGCAUUGCUCCGGGGGUCCAAGGUAUCUCUCCCUUAACAUUGAGAGCCGCGGCUUAAACAACAUUGUUGCCCACCAGGGAGUCGCACUCGGUCUGCACGAUGACUCUUGAAAAUGAUGCGGUCGCUGGCGCCACAAUUGAGCUUCUAGAGACUCGUCUUCGGCGCCUCACGUAUCUCCUCACCGGCGAUGCAAACUGGACCGGCAAUCCCACGCCGCCCGCAAAGCCAGCGUCUCUGGACGACAGCGUCUCGCGCCGCCUUCUCCGCCUGGAAAGGGAACUGGAAAGACUGAGCAGGAAUAUACCCGCUGUUCGGGAUGUUCUGAGUCUCCACGACCGCUUUCCUGAUCUUUUCCGCCCAACACCUCCCAAAUCACUCCCCGAGAACCUGUCGACGCAGAACCUCGCCUCAAUCGUCUUGUCCUAUGCGUCUGCAUUUCCCGAGACCGCCUCCCGGCUUACGUCGUUGAACGACCUCCCAAUCCCCGAUGCCGAGACAUCGGCAUCGCUGAUUCAGCUACAGCCACGUUUGGACCAGUUGGCGCAGACCCAGGAGGAACAGGCCAAACAAAUCUCCGAGCUACGUGUGCGAUCGGCAAGAGCUUUGCAACGAUGGUACGAAGUGGCGCUGGUUAGUGGCGGCGAAUGCUGGGCUGAAUGGGAAGGGAGACUGGAGGACGUGGAAAGGGAGGUCAAACGGGAGGAAGUGGUACGAGAGCGAAGAGCAAAGGAAUUAUGAGGUCGGAUUGCAUUUUCCCAUUUCUUUCUCUUAGCGUGUAUGGUUUAUGAUACCUCUUUGCUUCUCUUGUUCCCGCAGACUAUGUAUUUUGGUGGUUCAGCAAGGUGUAUCUGGGGC
Aspergillus ibericus CBS 121593 is the source of this 1022-nucleotide messenger RNA. RefSeq names its product putative nuclear distribution protein RO10. The record is from RefSeq and is a predicted model, not a curated record. Lineage: Eukaryota; Fungi; Ascomycota; Eurotiomycetes; Eurotiales; Aspergillaceae. Gene Ontology annotation, biological process: protein deubiquitination; cytoskeleton-dependent cytokinesis. Gene Ontology annotation, cellular component: dynactin complex; cytosol; nucleus. The transcript has 2 exons. The coding region runs from base 267 to 905 and encodes 212 amino acids.